UUUAACCGGACUACAACAGUCAUAUUCAUGCAUAUAAAUAAUAUUUGUUGCGCGAACAAUGGUUUCCAAAUGGAUAACAAAGGGUGUUCAAUUUGCCGUGCGCUUUGCUGCAUAUUCAGUUCUGUGUGGAUACAUCAGUGCGGCAAUGAACCAAUAUGGAACGAUAUCUGUAGUAGGGCCAGCGUUUACAAACAGGGAGGUUACACUGAAGGCGUCACCGUUCUAUCCUUGGGGGUGUGACGUAGAAUGGAAAUUCUUAAUUGAAAAUGGUUCACAAUUGAUAAGUAUGGAAGGGGUAAAUAAUACAACAAGAUAUUAUGAAGAUGAGUCAUUCUUUUUGAAAUGGAAGGCUUCAACUGAAUUCAACGGAUCUAUCUUCUGCGCCGAAUGUGCAACAAACAAUACGAUUAAAACAAACAUGAUAUCUAUAAAUUUGAGAGAUAUCGUUGGAUCAUGUGGAGCACUCGGGAUUUUAAGCCCAGUUGUUCGCGGCGCGGACGUCAAACUUGCAUAUUUUCCGUCUGACCUUUAUAUACCGCGCAACACAGACACUGGGCGAACAUGGACGCACAACUUACAAGAUAUACAGCUACCAGAUGGUUCUUACGAAGAGAGAAGUGUUUCUAAAUAUUUGUACAUAUUGACUAUAUUUAACUUCAAAGAAAAAGAUGAAGGACGGUAUGAUCUAAAAUGCAAUGCAGAUAGCAAAACGGAUUCUGUGCAUCUUCAUAUGUCGGAGCGACCGAGCUACCCAGUCCUCGGUCCGAAGCAACUUGACUUCAACACAACACAAUGUAUUUAUGUUUAUGUGGGCUCCGACUUUUAUUGCAAUACUGAAAAUGGAACAGAACCUGUACAGAUAGUAAUUUUACUGGGACAGAAUUCGUUUGUUCAUGAAGAAAGAAACGGGGGGAAAGGGUACCAAAUCGAUAACAUUCAUCAACAAAUGGGUGGACUGUCAAGACGGAAUGUGACAUGUCGGGUUUCUAAUGCAGCCCUUGAAACACCUUACAAAGUGCACGGCACUCUAUGUAGCGUAGAGAAAGGUAGCCCGCCAGUGCUAUCAGUUCCUGAGUUUCUUGAAGGAGAAAAUUCGAGUGCAAUAUGUGAAGUACGCAAUGCUAUCCCAGCUCCACUAUUAGAAAUACAUGUUGACAAUGUUUUGCUGGGUGAUGUUCAACAAACCCAUUCAUUUAAUGAAUCUUCUCAUACAUUUACCAGUACAGCAAAGGUCACAAAGUCUAACAACAUGUGGAAUGGAAAACGAAUGUGCUGCGUCAGGAUAAGCAGAUAUGAUUUUGGUCCAAAAGAUGUUUCAUUGUGCAAACAUAUCAGCAUGAAAUAUCCGCCGUCGGAACUUUCCAUGCUCGUAAACAAAAAACGUUCAUAUGGAAACAAUGUUUCUGUCUGUUUCUUUCACAUUUUUUGUGAAACGAAUGAAUCAAAUCCGCCUUGCACAAUUGAAUGGUCAAGCGACAAUGAUAAUUCAAGCUAUUUUGAUAGUAAAAAUUGGACUAAUGAUGAAUAUGGAAGUUACCGUUCUGUUUCCAACGUCAUGUACAACGUGACUAAAGACAGGACUGGGGGUACCAUUACAUGCUCAACAAGAUGCGAUUAUUUCCCAUCUAGUUUAACUAGAAACUAUACUGUAUAUUUUUCAGGUGUAACGACUAUUUACCUGAACACGACAUCACCUGUUCAUUUACGUCCGAAUAGUACAGUGGCCGUCAACUGUCUUGUGGAUGAUUGCAAUGCUUCAGGACAAUGGACUCUUUGGUGGGAAGAUGAAGAUAGCACUGUAUUAAAGAAUUGUAGCAAAACAGAGGAAUGCCUGUUAACACUGAAGUAUGCGGGAGAUGGAAACAAAACAUACAUUUGCAACGCUCGAAAACAAAAGGAAUUUUUAAAUGAAUCAUUAACAGUUUCAAGCUCAGAGACAGAAGGUAAUCAAUCCAAUGAAAAGGACAUUCAGACAUUUUCCUCUACAUUCCGAUUUCCGUUCGUCGAUGUACUUAUUGGAACAGGCGUUUUUGGUGUACUCUGCAUCCUGUCUCUUAUCGGAAGAUGUAUAUUUCUAAAACGGAGAAAGGCCAACGUAAUCAGCACAAUAGAAAUUGUUGAAAAUCCCAGUGACACUUCGUCGGACGAUGGUGUGCUACACAUAACAACGGGAGGAGUCCAGUACGCAGUCGUGCACAGGCAGGCGGACGCACAGAGGACUGAAACACUGCAGCCGCACGAUGAAGCCGGCUUAACGUACGCCGAUUUGGACAUCAAGUUCCUACAGGAAGCUAACGCCAGAGUUCCGGUAAGGAGAAAGAAUAAGCCGACGGAGUAUGCUGACAUUGACUUCUCCUCAACACAGGAAACUGCGGUAGAAGAUCCUGUGUACCACUUUGUAUCGGCGUAAUUCUAGUGCAAAGACCAAGUAAUCAAACGAUAGCGAUAAUUUAUAUAUGAUCAAGUUUAAUGUUUGUACGUCUUCAAUGAUACUGUGUACUGAAAUAAAUGUGGUUUAAACCAAAUAUUCAAGACCAAUAGAAGGGAUAUUAAAACGUAUCAUUUCCUUUGGACGAUGAUUGUUGAUUAAACAAUUGAUUUUGUCGACACUGAGAGUUGACGUGCAUCAUAUGUACGAUAUUUUUCUGAGUGUUUUCAGCUUUUACUCUUGUAUAUAGAUAUUGAAGUAUUUUUGGCAGUGUAUGACUUUUUUAUCUUUGUAAUCUCAACAAAUGAUGCUUUCACUACCCUGUAUGCCACGAUAGAUGUGAGUUAUGUACGUGAAGUUCGCGGUCUAGUGGCGUGAAGGAAGCGGCGUGGCGGCCAGCGGUCUAAUUUGUAAUGAUAUACAGCAAGAAAGUAACAUUUACGGAUUGAUCUUCAAUUACAAUUUGUUGAUACUGUGCUCGCAUCAAUACUUCGGUAUGGAUACGAAGUUUGGUUUUAUGAUGGCAAUUGCUUCGAAUGCUUUAAACAUACCUUUAUAUUUUGACCUAUUGUAAAGGGUUGAGAAUUUGCAACUGAUCGAUGACCACGUGUCUAAUGUUCAUCACAUUGGUAAUGAAUUUCAACACUUUUUUCAAUUUCCCUUUUUUGAAAUAGAUAGGUUUUCAUACUUCCCUCCCUAUUUUUAUAGAAACCCUAAUGUGUAUCAUUUCAGGAUUUUUUUUAAACUUCAUAUAAAAACGUUAUUAACAAAAAUGCUCUUUUUAAAAAAAAAAGUUAUGCAAGAAUUUGUCUAGUUUUAUAAAUUGGUCAAGGUUAUCUACCAUGUUCUUUUUUGAAUAUACAUAUGUUAGUAUUUUUCAAGAUUGAAAAACAAUCAUUUCUACAUGUUAAAUUGUGUGCUUAUUUUACAAAACAGCUGACUAUAUGUGUCAUAGAGCUAACAUAAGUCUAUGUUUGUUUGUGAUGCUUUAUCGGUAAUGUCAUUAUCAUGGUAAACAUUUUUUCUUCAAUUUCAUUACAGUUGUGUUUCGGGCUACCUCUAUUGUUUUACUGUUUAAAGAGACUCGCUCAUGUAAAAUGCACUUCUUUUUAUGACGAAAUAAAGUGUGGCAAAUCAUUA
Mya arenaria is the source of this 3568-nucleotide messenger RNA. RefSeq lists its product as uncharacterized. Lineage: Eukaryota; Metazoa; Mollusca; Bivalvia; Myida; Myidae. The coding region runs from base 59 to 2410 and encodes 783 amino acids. The transcript is spliced from 12 exons. The record is from RefSeq and is a predicted model, not a curated record.